CUCUGAACGCGAGAAGGUGACGCUGGGCGGAGAGUACAGAAACCAGGUGGACGGGGUCCAAAGUCCGUCGAUAGACGUGCUUGGACAGUGCCAGACCCUCACUGUUCUCACCGCCUCGCAGGAGACACUUGUCAGUUUCAAGCCGUUUUCAUUUUCAUCCUCGACAUGAUGGAGAUUCCAGUAUUUACACUGGAUGCCUUCACUAAUUUACCGUUCAAAGGAAAUCCCGCGGCAGUAUGUCCACUCAUGCACGAGCUGAGUGAUGAUUUGUACCAGAAGAUAGCAGCAGAGAUGAACCUGUCUGAAACAGCUUUCAUCACCAGGAUCAACCCCUCUGACAGUUUCACUACAGGAUCAAGGUUCCGCCUCCGAUGGUUUACACCAGUCACUGAAGUGAAUCUGUGCGGUCAUGCUACUCUGGCCUCUGCAGCAGUGCUGUUCCAAUUUAAGAAGAAUGUGAAUCCCGCACUGGUGUUUGAGACCAAGAGUGGAGAUCUGACUGUCACCCAGCAAGGGGAUGGCUACGUCAUGGACUUUCCUCUCAACCCGCCCACUCAGGAGGAUCCUAAUGAGUUCAGAGACAUCAUCAAGGCAACUGUUGGAAACCUCCCAGUUCAGGAUGUUUAUUUGAGCUCCAACACUAAGAAACUGAUGAUUCGAUUGGCUGACAGCUGUGACAGGUCAGUGCUAACCAGUCUGAAAGUUGACCCUGUCGCUCUUCAGAGCUGUGAGAAGACUGGACGAGUUAAAGGAGUGAUCCUCACCAUGAAAGGGUCCCCAGACUGCCAACCAGGAUACGACUUCUACUCCAGAUACUUUGCUCCAUGGGCUGGUGUCGCUGAGGAUCCUGUCACUGGUUCUUCCCACACCGUCCUAGGUAGCUACUGGUCUAAGAAACUGGGAAAGAAGAAAAUGCUGGCUUACCAGUGCUCCUGUCGAGGUGGGGAGCUGGAACUGGAAGUGAGAGAUGACGGAAGAAUCAACAUAGCUGGACAAACCGUCACUGUACUGCAAGGAACAAUCACACUGUAGCCACAGACACAUGAAAGCAGAGAGGGUUUGAGAUGCUGAGACAGUCAACAUGUACCUGUCCUGAGAAGCACACACAGGCUUUGUACCAUUUAAUAAAAAACAA
This is a messenger RNA of Toxotes jaculatrix (banded archerfish), 1135 nucleotides long. RefSeq names its product phenazine biosynthesis-like domain-containing protein 1. Gene Ontology annotation, cellular component: cytoplasm. Gene Ontology annotation, molecular function: isomerase activity. The record is from RefSeq and is a predicted model, not a curated record. Lineage: Eukaryota; Metazoa; Chordata; Actinopteri; Toxotidae. The transcript has 10 exons. Gene Ontology annotation, biological process: biosynthetic process. Bases 166 to 1032 code for a protein of 288 amino acids.